This is a messenger RNA of Lactuca sativa (garden lettuce), 1705 nucleotides long. RefSeq names its product mitogen-activated protein kinase kinase kinase 18. Gene Ontology annotation, biological process: protein phosphorylation; signal transduction. Lineage: Eukaryota; Viridiplantae; Streptophyta; Magnoliopsida; Asterales; Asteraceae. Gene Ontology annotation, molecular function: ATP binding; protein kinase activity. The record is from RefSeq and is a predicted model, not a curated record.
AUCUCCCACAAUUCAUGAACCCAAACCCCACAAACAAGGGAUUGAUUGUAUAUUUAUAUAUUUAUAGCUAUAUAUUUCCAAUUUCAAGCAAAUCUUUGAUGACACGUGUCCCUUCCACAUAGCUGCCGUCUUGGCUUGCCUAAAAGGUUGUCACUCCCUACCUACAAUUUGCCACGUAGUCAAACUCCCGUUAAACCAAUCGUCAACUCCGUGGACAGACUUCCCACCCAACCAAAUAACUACACCUUUUUAUUUCAACAACAUAACUACAAAACCUUUUUCCAUUUAAGAAUUUACUCAUUUACAACCACUAUAUAUAUAUAUAUAAACCACAAACCCCUCAAAUCAACCAACCAAACUCCACCCUCAAAAAAAUAUCUUCACACGACAAGUCUUUCUUCAAGAAAAUCGACAUGGGGUGGACUAGAGGUCCGGUUCUUGGCCGUGGCUCCUCCGCCACCGUCUCCGCCGCCACCUCCACCUCCGGUGAGGUUUUUGCAGUCAAGUCUAUGGAGUUGUCGCAAGCUCAAAGCUUGCGAAAGGAACAAUAUUUCUUGUCUACUUUGAGUAGUCCUUAUGUCGUGAGCUACAAAGGAUGUGAUGUUACUAAAGAAGAUAACAAGAUGAUGUACAAUCUUCUGAUGCAGUACAUGCCUUUUGGUUCCAUUGUCGACGGAAUAGAUGGAAGAAAUGGUGGCGGGUUGAAGAGUUCGGAGAUUUUAAGGUAUACGAGGGAGAUAGUUCGAGGAUUAGAGUACCUUCAUUCGAGAGGCGUAGUGCAUUGUGACAUUAAAGGCAGGAAUGUUUUGAUUGAUGAAAGUGGUGCGAAGAUUGGUGAUUUUGGUUGUGCGAAAUGGGUUGAUGAGGAGGCGCCGAUUUGUGGGACGCCGAUGUUUAUGGCGCCGGAGGUGGCGCGAGGUGAAGAACAGGGGUUUCCGGCGGAUGUAUGGGCGCUUGGAUGUACAAUGAUUGAAAUGGCCACCGGUGGUUCACCAUGGUCAAACGUUAGUGACGUGGCGUCGGUUCUUUACAGAAUUGCAUUCUCCGGGGAAAUCCCUGAAAUCCCAGAUGAAUUUUCCGAUCAAGCGAAGGAUUUCGUUAGAAAGUGUUUGAAUCGGGAUCCAAGAGAGAGGUGGACUGCGAAACAGCUUCUGAAACACCCGUAUCUCCAACAAUUUGACGACAAUUCAAAGCAAAUGAUAUGUGAAAAAAUCUAUACGGAUUCACCGACGAGUAUACUUGAUCAAGACGUGUGGAAUUCAAUGGAAGAACCGUCGUCGUCGUCGUCGGUGGGAUCUGAUUUUACUCCAUCCACGUGUUCGUCGAACUCUUUGAGGCAAAGAAUCAAACAGUUGGCGGACAAGUCGGAGAUACCAAAGUGGAGUUGUGAAAAGGAGGAAACCGAGUGGAUCACGAUCAGAAUCAAUGAAGAUGGUGACGGAAAAGCAAACAGAGGGGCGGUGACAGGUGCGGUAGGUAAUGAGAUGGAGGUGGGUUGCACCAUGAGUGGCGGUGAAUAUGAUGAGUUGUUCAUUAGUUGCGUAGAUACCCCAAAAAUUAGUUGUAGAAAAAUAGCUGUAAAAGCAAGUAUUGGGCUGGCAUUCAAUGCAUCCAAUGCGAAUUUACUUAGACAUAGUGGUUUACCUUCUGAUUUUAAUAUGAUGAUAGUGAAUUGAAAUUCAUUCGACUACAAGAUUUCUUCAAA